AUGGCCCCGACACCGCCCUUUGCUUUAGAACAUCAGCUCACGCGGGAGCUAGACGGGCCGGCCCGGCACGUGCCGGGAUACCCCCGCGUGUCUUUGGAGGACCCAAGCAUGGUAUGGGACUUGCUGGCCAGGGAAAUCUGCUCGGAUGAUCUGGACCGGGUCGCCAACAGGCUCUGGUGGAUGUCAAAACAGGACAACGGAAACAUAUCGCCUCUCCACCGGCAGUUGGUGAAACGGCGCACCAUCGUCGUCACGGAGGACCCAAAGCUUCACUUGGUGUGGAUCUACGAUCGCAUCUUCAUCAAGCCGCUCCCGCGGUACAUCGGCUCCUACGCAUUCUGGCAGGACUACCUUUGUGCGGAGGAGGUCGGUGGCGGGGAACGCGAACAGCGCAUCCGCCGAGCGGCGCUAGGCUACCUGCGGACGUACUACUAUCUCGUAAAGCACGAGUCCGACUUGCGCAUCGCCCAGGACCCCAGUCUGUGCCUCAUCCCGCCGGACAUCACCUGGAAGCAGUUCUGCGACUUCGCAUCGAGCUUGGGCGGCAUCGCAGACCGAGACGUCUCCCUGCGCUACACGUAUGGCGAGAUCCGCCUGACGCGACUCAAUUUCUACGCUCCGCUCCUCCUUGGCAAAUCACACUUCCAGAGAGUUGAGUACCAGUACGGGCCGUACUUUGCGCGCUUCUAUGGGCCGAUCCUGUUCGUGAUUGCGGUCGCGUCGGUGGUCCUGAGCGGACUGCAGGUAGUUGUCUCGGUCGGGGACGGCGGUGAGGGCGGUUGGAAAGGAUCGGCGCUCUGGAUCAGCGUCAUUGCUAUCGUGUCGUCCUGCAGUCUCAUCUUCAUUCUGGGCCUCGUCCUGGUGUACAAAGUGGCGAGGGAGUGGAAGUUUGCGAUCCGCGACCGCCUCCGACUGUUGGAGGAGAAGCGGGCGGCAGAGUGA
Molecule: messenger RNA, 942 nt
Organism: Fusarium musae
Lineage: Eukaryota; Fungi; Ascomycota; Sordariomycetes; Hypocreales; Nectriaceae
Exons: 1
Coding region: 1-942 (313 amino acids)
Source: RefSeq, a predicted model, not a curated record